Molecule: messenger RNA, 393 nt
Organism: Portunus trituberculatus (swimming crab)
Lineage: Eukaryota; Metazoa; Arthropoda; Malacostraca; Decapoda; Portunidae
Product: extensin-like
Exons: 2
Coding region: 1-393 (130 amino acids)
Source: RefSeq, a predicted model, not a curated record
AUGAAGCUGUCACGCCGAAAAUGCUGCCUGAAUUAUUCUGACACACAAUAUAUUCCCACCAACACCCACCACUGCUCCACCACACCCGCCUAUCACACCCAGCACUUCCCACCACUCACUCCCUCACGCCACCCACCCAGACCACAUAGUACUACAUUCCCCAUCGCCCCACAAUCCCUUUCCACAACCACCACACCACCAACCACCAGCACUCCCAGCCCUAACAGCGAGGCCACCCAGCCUCUCCUUUCCUUCCAUCCCUCCGACAAAAUCCUCUUCUCUACCUUCAUCCUCAACUCCUCUUACUUCCACCCGACCGACUUACCCCCUCCCCCGAUAAACACGCCCUCCCGAUACCCACCAACCUCCCCCUUAAACCUGCUCAAGCGCUAA